This is a messenger RNA of Oncorhynchus keta (chum salmon), 1047 nucleotides long. Its product is annotated as germ cell nuclear acidic protein-like. The record is from RefSeq and is a predicted model, not a curated record. Bases 1 to 1047 code for a protein of 348 amino acids. NCBI's taxonomy places the organism in Eukaryota, Metazoa, Chordata, Actinopteri, Salmoniformes, Salmonidae. The transcript has a single exon.
AUGCUCAAUUUCCCUGGCGAGAGCACGGAUGCUGAUAUACCUGGCGAGAGCACGGAUGCUGAUACACCUGGCGAGAGCACGGAUGCUGAUACACCUGGCGAGAGCACGGAUGCUGAUAUACCUGGCGAGAGCACGGAUGCUGAUAUACCUGGCGAGAGCACGGAUGCUGAUAUACCUGGCAAGAGCACGGAUGCUGAUAUACCUGGCAAGAGCACGGAUGCUGAUAUACCUGGCGAGAGCACAGAUGCUGAUAUACCUGGCGAGAGCACGGAUGCUGAUAUACCUGGCGAGAGCACGGAUGCUGAUAUACCUGGCAAAAGGACGGAUGCUGAUAUACCUGGCGAGAGCACGGAUGCUGAUAUACCUGGCAAAAGCACGGAUGCUGAUAUACCUGGCGAAAGCACGGAUGCUGAUAUACCUGGCAAAAUCACGGAUGCUGAUAUACCUGGCAAAAGGACGGAUGCUGAUAUACCUGGCGAGAGCACGGAUGCUGAUAUACCUGGCAAAAGCACGGAUGCUGAUAUACCUGGCGAAAGCACGGAUGCUGAUAUACCUGGCAAAAGCACGGAUGCUGAUAUACCUGGCGAGAGCACGGAUGCUGAUAUACCUGGCGAGAGCACGGAUGCUGAUAUACCUGGCGAGAGCACGGAUGCUGAUAUAGCUGGCAAAAGCACGGAUGCUGAUAUAUCUGGCAAAAGGAUGGAUGCUGAUAUACCUGGCGAAAGCACGGAUGCUGAUAUACCUGGCGAAAGGACGGAUGCUGAUAUACCUGGCAAAAGCACGGAUGCUGAUAUACCUGGCAAAAUCACGGAUGCUGAUAUACCUGGCGAAAGGACGGAUGCUGAUAUACCUGGCGAAAGCACGGAUGCUGAUAUACCUGGCAAAAGCAUGGAUGCUGAUAUACCUGGCGAGAGCACGGAUGCUGAUAUACCUGGCAAAAGCAUGGAUGCUGAUAUACCUGGCAAAAGCAUGGAUGCUGAUAUACCUGGCGAAAGCACGGAUGCUGAUAUACCUGGCGAGAGCACGGAUGCUGAUGCUGACUUUUAA